This is a messenger RNA of Carcharodon carcharias (great white shark), 380 nucleotides long. Its product is annotated as SWI/SNF-related matrix-associated actin-dependent regulator of chromatin subfamily B member 1-A-like. The record is from RefSeq and is a predicted model, not a curated record. The transcript is spliced from 3 exons. Gene Ontology annotation, molecular function: transcription coregulator activity. Gene Ontology annotation, biological process: regulation of transcription by RNA polymerase II; chromatin remodeling. Lineage: Eukaryota; Metazoa; Chordata; Chondrichthyes; Lamniformes; Lamnidae. Gene Ontology annotation, cellular component: nucleus; nuclear chromosome. Bases 26 to 337 code for a protein of 103 amino acids.
GCUGGUCGACCAGUUCGAGUGGGACAUGUCGGAGAGGGACAACUCACCUGAGAAGUUUGCGCUGAAGCUGUGCUCGGAGCUGGGCCUGGGCGGGGAGUUUGUUACCACCAUCGCCUACAGCAUCCGGGGGCAGCUGAGCUGGCAUCAGAGAACGUACGCGUUCAGUGAGAACCCACUGCCAAUCGUAGAGAGCGCACUCCGAAACACCACCGACGCAGACCAGUGGUGCCCACUUUUGGAGACGCUGACCGACGCAGAGAUGGAGAAAAAGAUUCGUGAUCAGGACAGAAACACCAGACGGAUGCGACGGCUUGCCAACACCGCUCCCAGCUGGUAACGCGGGAUGCUUCGCGAUGGUGCCGGCUCUCAGUCACAUUGCU